This is a messenger RNA of Rangifer tarandus platyrhynchus (Svalbard reindeer), 975 nucleotides long. Lineage: Eukaryota; Metazoa; Chordata; Mammalia; Artiodactyla; Cervidae. The record is from the annotation of a GenBank genome assembly.
AUGAGCUCCUACCUCGACUACGUGUCGUGCGGCCGGGACGGCGGCGACUUGCUGAGCUUUGCGCCCAAGUUCUGCCGCGCCGACUCCCGGCCCGUGGUCCUGCAGCCCGCCUUCCCCCUGGGCAGCGGCGACGGCGCGUUCGUUAGCUGCCUGCCCCUGGCCGCGGCCCGAGCGGUGCCCUCGCCCCCGGCCGCCCCGGCGCAGCCUCCGGGGCCUCCCCCGGCCGCGCCCGCGUACGCGCCGUGCCCCCUAGAGGGGGCCUACGAGCCAGGCGCCGCACCUGCCCAGGCGGGGGGCGCGGACUACGGCCUCCCGGGGUCCGCGCCCGCGUACGAUUUACCGUGCGCGCUCGGGCGGCCGGCAGACGACAGCGGGGCGCACGUCCACUACGCCACCUCGGCCGUCUUCUCUGGCGGCGGCUCCUUUCUCCUCAGUGGCCAGGUGGAUUACGCGGCCUUCGGCGAGCCGGGCCCCUUCUCGGCGUGUCUCAAAGAGCCGACCGACGGCCACUCUGGGGCCUUCCAGACCGCGUCCCCGGCUCCCGGCGUCUACCCCAAGUGUGCGUCCCCAGCCUCUGGCCUCCCCGCCGCCUUCAGCACGUUCGAGUGGAUGAAAGUGAAGAGGAACGCCCCGAAGAAAAGCAAAUUCGCGGAGUAUGGAGCCUCCACCCCCUCCAGCGCGAUCCGCACCAAUUUCAGCACCAAGCAACUGACAGAACUGGAGAAGGAGUUUCAUUUCAAUAAGUACUUAACUCGGGCCCGACGCAUCGAGAUAGCCAACUCAUUGCAACUGAAUGACACGCAAGUCAAAAUCUGGUUCCAGAACCGCAGGAUGAAACAGAAGAAAAGGGAACGGGAAGGGCUUCUGCCCUCGGCCACCCUCGUGGCUUCCUUCCAGCUUCCCCUCUCAGGAACGAGCCCUGCCAAGUCUGGCAAGAACCCGGGGAGCCCCUCUCAGGCCCAGGAACCAUCCUGA